This is a messenger RNA of Drepanopeziza brunnea f. sp. 'multigermtubi' MB_m1, 852 nucleotides long. Lineage: Eukaryota; Fungi; Ascomycota; Leotiomycetes; Helotiales; Drepanopezizaceae. The record is from RefSeq and is a predicted model, not a curated record.
AUGGCUCCCAGUAAAUACGAAACCCAUAGUUCGAGUAAUUGCUAUGGCGAGCUCGUCGGUCGACAGGCCAGCGUUCUCGCCAGUGCAUACAUCGUUGACUCUUCUGCGAGCCUUACCGGCUUCCACUACUCCACUACGGGCGCCGGCGGUACAAUACAGGGGCAAAGUGGUAUCCCUGAGGUCGGCUCCUCAGGACUACCAUCCCCUCCGUCGAGUCCCCCUCUUGCGGCCUUGACUUCUGCCAACGAACUCGCGCUCAUUUCAAAGAACUCCAACCGAAAGCGCAACAACGAUGGCAAGAGUCGAAGACGUAAAGAGGGGGCAGCGUACUACAUCCGGGAAGAGUGUGAGAGGCUCUUCUGUGACACCAUGAACGGCGUUUUCCUCGGUGAAGGAGGAAAGGCAUCAAGUAAUGGGUCUAUCGGUAUGGGUGCGAACGCGUAUUCACCUCCUGACGAAAGUGUGGAUACGUAUAACAAUUACUUUGCGAGACGAAAUACUCCCCAGGCAAUCGAUGCUUGGAUUGAGAUUUGGGACUACGCUGGAGGCUGUAGCUUCCGCGGUUUUGUGGCCGGCGAGGGUGACAAGAAAUCCUUGUUCGCCUUCUUCGAUUCUGCGGUCGUUGGGAGGGACCUGAAACAAGGCCUCAUGGCAUUGAUCGAACUUGCCGAGACUGUCUUCGCUGUCUCCCAGGUCGUCAUCUGUCUCGAUCGGUUCGUACCCGAAAGCGACCGGAAGGCCUUCCUCAAGAGUCUUCGAUGGGUCGGAUUCGAGCUGAUUUCCUUGGACAUGUGGACGAAUGAACUCGACGUGACUUCUGACAAGUGGCUUUAUUUGGGCAUGGAAGUCUGA